Cuculus canorus (common cuckoo) is the source of this 2514-nucleotide messenger RNA. Its product is annotated as cytochrome P450 2W1. Gene Ontology annotation, cellular component: cytoplasm; intracellular membrane-bounded organelle. The coding region runs from base 150 to 1652 and encodes 500 amino acids. The record is from RefSeq and is a predicted model, not a curated record. The transcript is spliced from 9 exons. Gene Ontology annotation, biological process: xenobiotic metabolic process. Gene Ontology annotation, molecular function: oxidoreductase activity, acting on paired donors, with incorporation or reduction of molecular oxygen, reduced flavin or flavoprotein as one donor, and incorporation of one atom of oxygen; heme binding; iron ion binding. NCBI's taxonomy places the organism in Eukaryota, Metazoa, Chordata, Aves, Cuculiformes, Cuculidae.
UAUUUAGGUACUCUACAAACCUUAAUAAGAAUCGAGUGCUUGUAGCAAUCGCAGAGAGCAAACAGAAAGCCAGCUGGCAGAAACUGAACAGUGCCACUGCAUUUUUAUUGCUCCUAACUCCCCCAAAACCAGAUUAUUACUAAAAAAAAAUGUCUUUUUUAAUUUCAUUUAUCUCUGAUCCUGCAUUAAUUUGUCUGCUGUGUGCAGCGGUGUUAUUAGCCGUGCUCUAUUUUUCAACUGGCUAUAAAAAUUCAGCUUUUAAAUUUCCUCCUGGUCCAACUCCUCUUCCGAUCAUUGGUAACCUGCACUUGGUGGAUCUUAGAAGGCAAGAUAAAUCAAUAAUGAAGCUUGCAGAAAAAUAUGGCCCCAUCUUCACCCUCCACUUUGGGUUCCAGAAAGUUGUGGUCCUGACCGGGUACGAAGUUGUGCGGGACGCGCUUGUGAACUACACAGAGGAGUUUGUAGACAGACCAUCCAUCCCAAUAUUUGACCAAAUUCAGAACGGAAACGGUUUGUUCUUCUCUAUUGGGGAGCUGUGGAGAACAACUCGGAGAUUCACUGUAUCCAGCAUGCGCAACCUCGGCAUGGGGAAAAAAAUGAUAGAAGGGAGAAUUUUUGAGGAGCUUCACUUCCUUAUCGAGAUGAUCAAAUCUUACAAAGGGGAACCUUUUAAACUGACAUCCUUCAACUGUGCUCCAAUCAACAUCACCUUCAUCAUGCUGUUUGGGGACAGGUUUGACUAUAAGGACCCAACAUUUCUCACUCUCUUAAGACUCAUAGAUGAAGUUAUGAUUCUUUUGGGAUCUCCAUAUUUGAAUUAUUUCAAUUUUUACCCAUUCCUUGGAUUUCUUUUCAAAACCCACAAGAUCAUGCUUGGGAAAAUAGAAGAUGUGCGUGCCAUUUUAAGGCAAUACAUGAAGGCGAGCAGAGAGGAUAUCAACGAGAACAGCGUGAGGAGCUACAUUGAUGCACUGAUAUUCAAGCAACAAGAGGAGAAGAACAAGAAAGACAGCCUCUUCCAUGAUGAUAACUUAAUAGCAUCCAUACUCGACCUGGUCAUGGCAGGAACAGAAACCAUAGCCACAACACUCCAGUGGGCCAUCCUGUUGAUGAUGAAAUACCCAGAGAUUCAAAAAAAGGUGCAGGAGGAGAUUGGGAGAACUGUCAAAGCUGGGAGCUGCGCCACGUACGAGGAUCGGAAGAACAUGCCAUUUACAAACGCAGUGCUCCAUGAAGUGCAGAGGUUUAUCACCCUCCUGCCUCACGUUCCCCGCUGCACUGCUGUUGAUACCCACUUCAGGGGCUACUUCCUUCCCAAGGGUAUAAUUGUAAUCCCGUCGCUCACCUCAGUGCUGCUGGACAAGACGCAAUGGGAAACGCCACAUCAGUUUAACCCCAACCACUUCCUUGAUGCUGAAGGGAAUUUCGUAAAGAGAGAUGCUUUCCUGCCCUUCUCCAUAGGGCGAAGGAACUGCAUUGGAGAAAGCCUCGCCAAGAUGGAGCUGUUUGUCUUCUUUGUAGGGUUGCUGCAGACAUUUACUUUUCAGCCCCAGCCAGGAGUUUCAGAGUCUGACUUGGACCUUACCGUCCCCCAAACAACUUUCACACUAAGGCCUCAGCCUCAAGCAACCUGUGCUAUCCUGCGUGAAUAACAACAGUCUUGCUGAAGAGCAACCCAACACCUAGGGAAGCUUCUUGGACCCACCUUAAUUAUGCUAGGACUUGCCACCUCCCAUCCUUCCACAUCACCCUCUUUCGCCCCAGAAUUGCACCAUGGGUUGCACAUCUGAACCGAACUUUUCCAGGCUCCCUUAUUAUCCGUAGCUUCUAGCAAAUUCUACCAGGCUAGGCAGCCAAGUCAAACACAGCGAGUGAAAAACCAGAUCAAUUCAGAUCAUUGGAGGAUAAAGUUAUUUCUGCCUUAGAACAGUGUUCUGAAAAAUGCCCCAGAGUCUGCAAACCCGUUACCACCAAGUCCAACACUGCUUCACAGCCUGAAUGAAACAAGAUCAACAUUUCGAAGUUUGCAGUCUAAAUCAUAAAGCCACAUAAGAGCUGUACCAGCAACUGAUCAUGAAAGAAAUAAACCAGACUCAUUUCUAGUUUUAUGCAUCGUUGUCUUUCCUGACCUUGUUAAAUAGGAACAGACACUGUUCCUCUCUUCGGACCUCCGGGGUAACAUUAAGAGCCAACAUCAGCAGCCACUCUAGGAUUUGUGAGAGCCUGACCAUUGGAACCAGCCUUGCAGGUGGUGUCUUAUAUCAUAGUGCUUGUAUUACAUGCACACAUCCAAAGAGAAUUGGGAUCAUGGAUUAGAUGAGACCUGGGCUUGGUUGUUUUCCUUUCUUCUGUAGCUUUAUCUGGCUGGUUUCCCUGUCUGUAGCACUCUUAUCUGCCAUCAUAUUCCGCAAUCUUAUUCCAGUUGAUGGGCUGGCAAUUUUUCAUUCAUUUAUCUGCCUGCGAAUUGUCACUUCUCCAUAUGCAUUUUGUUAUCAUGUGCUUUAUCAAAUUGUU